Molecule: messenger RNA, 2658 nt
Organism: Esox lucius (northern pike)
Lineage: Eukaryota; Metazoa; Chordata; Actinopteri; Esociformes; Esocidae
Gene: c1qtnf13
Product: C1q domain-containing protein
Exons: 3
Coding region: 879-2000 (373 amino acids)
Molecular function (GO): protein binding
Source: RefSeq, a predicted model, not a curated record
AUCAGUUCAUUUCAAUAAAAUCAUUUUGGUACUUUUAUGGGCGGGGCCGAAAUGGUUGCCAGGGACGCAACGUUCGAACGUUUACCGAAAUGGUUGCCAUUUGAAAGUUUAAAACUGUCUUCCUCUUUCACUUAUGUAAGAGUGUAGAAUCAGGUAUGGCUGUCUAAAUCACUGGCUGCUUCAAUGGGCGAUCCUCAAGAAGUUCCAUGGAGGUACUACCCAUUAGUGGUCUACCAAGGCCAAUAGAUACAUAUCAAAUUUACAUUCGGUAAGCAUAUUUAAUUGAGACAUUUGUAUAAACAGUGCUUAAUAACUAGGCCUAUACUUCCGUGAAACAAUGUAUUUAAAUGAGGCAUUUCAAUAUUUAUUUGUCUGUCUGGAUCAUGGAAAAGUUAGAUAAUUGUUUUUGGCUUGACUUCCCUUCUGUCAGUGAUCACAACUGAGCCCUAUAGUAAAAAACUAAAAGAAGCUUUCCCAGUAAUUGCAAUGGCUGUUUCUUCAUACUGCCAAGAAGCCUUUACACAAAGAUAGAUACUGUUUCUGUUAGGUACAUGGUUGCAUUUUUAUUGCAUUUAGGCCAAACUGGCAUGGUUAAAGAAACACCGAUCUGUGUUUAUAAUUAUUGAUUUGAAUGUCAUUUCUCAUCCAGUCACUGAACUACCAGUUACAAAAAGAUUGGUUAGCAUACUGUAAUAAAUUAUCUGUGAGAAUAGAAAAAGCAAUAGGUCCCAUGGGGCUCCACCUCUUGACUCCUCCAAAUGGACACUGUCUAAUGCGGUUGGGGGCAGUGGGCUGGUCGAACUGUGGGAGACACGACACACCAGAAAAGCAUCAAAGUGGAAGGGACUGACUAGAGAGGUGACCAGCUGUCUACAGCCAUGCAAACUCUGAGAACAGUUGAGGGGCCAUCAUUGAUCAUUUCCUGGCAACUGGCCUGUCUGUUGGGCCUGCUCAGCUUUUUGGGGCCGGUCGCACCCCUUCAUGUGUCUCCCAUGAUGACAGGCCUUCACUCUGCCUUCUCAGCCACGCGAACCAACAGCAUCCUGGGAGGCAACCAGAAGGCUCUGACCUUUGAUAGGCUCCUAGUCAAUGCAGGAAGUGACUUCAACCCGGACACGGGUCACUUCCGCUGCAGAGUCCCUGGGGCCUAUUACUUCUCCUUCACCGUGGGGAAGUAUCCCAAGAAGAUGCUGUCCGUCAUUCUGGUGAAGAACGGGCAGGAGGUGCAGGCUGUGGCCUACGACGACUACAGGAACAAAGGGCGUAAGGUCCAGAGUCAAAGUGUCAUGAUCAGCCUGAAAGCCAUGGACACAGUGUGGCUGAUGUUGCAGGACAGUCCUCAGUAUGCUCUGUACAGCAGUGCGGGCCCUUACAUCACCUUCACUGGAUACCUGGUGUACCCUGACAUCUCUGCCACCCGUCACCUCAGCAACCACCUAUCCACACCGGCUCAGCCCUACCUAAACUGCCCCCCGCCUGCAGACCCCGCGGACGGCCGGGGUGGCGCCGAGGUGCCUCGCUCGGCCUUCUCCGUGGCCAGGACGUCCCCGUUUCUGGGGGAGAACGGGCGCCAGGAGAAGGAGCCCCUGGCGUUCGACGUGGAGUACGUCAACAUAGGCGGGCACUUCAACAUGACGUCCGGCCGCUUUGACUGCCGCCACCCGGGGGCCUACUAUUUCGCCUUCACGGUGGGGAAGCACCCGCGCCGGGCCCUGUCGGUGAAGCUGAUGACGGGCCAGGGCGACGUGCAGGCCAUGGUGUUUGACGAGGACACGUCCAGGAGGAGGGAAAUGCAGAGCCAGAGCCUCCUCCUGUCACUGCGUGUGGGCGACAGCGUGUGGCUCUACAGUCAGCAGGAUGAGCGCUACGCCGUCUACAGCAACCAGGGGCGUUACACCACGUUCUCCGGGUUUCUGGUUUACCCAGACGUUGAGCAGCGUUCCAGGCCCAUCGCCCCACGCCAUCACCACCAGGACAGAACUCGUUUGGGAGGGCUCUGAGGUGUGUAAAACACACUGGACAUAGUGCUAUGUCACACAUCCAAACCUGCGCUGAGGGACCGGGCGCGACUGUAUGCAUCGUUUGUGAAUAAAGCCGUAGUCAGUUGCUGGGAGUGGAUUGAGCCACAACGGCAGAAUCUUUUGGAAAUGGUGUCAGAGAUACACGUGUUAAACAAACAUGCAUUUCUUUACCCUUUUAUUGAUUUCACAGCAAUUUCCUGCAGGGUUUUAUCAUUUCUCAAGAUAAAGCUAUGAUUUCACUUUUUGGAUUAUCAACAAGCUAACGAUCUUAACACAUAAUUAUGUUGUAUAACUUCUCUGUAAGGCAUUAGACGUGAGAAUUUCUCUUUUGCAUUUUUGGCUGAUUUCAAACCACAGUUAUGUAAUAUAAUAUAAUGGUAUAUGAUGUUGAAAAAUCAGGAAUCCUUGGACACCUCAUGACUCCCAGAUGUUUUAUUUUUACAUUCACUAAAGGCUAUGGGGUUAUUUGCCUGCCUAACUGUCACCUGAAUGGGUUUGGUUGGGAAGGUUUGGUCUGUCCUAAAUGCACAGUGAAAAAAUAUUGAUUGUUGAAGGAGCAGUUCCAUGAUGUAAAGCUCAUUUAAAUAAAAUGUAUUUGUCAUGUGGUUAGUUAACCAAGUUUUGACUAACAGUGAAA